UCUAAACGAAAAAGCAAUUGAAACGGAAAGUUAUUGCAGAUUAGUACGGAGUACCUCUUCUCUUUCACCUACAAUUUUCUCCCAAAUCAAAACCCUAAAAACGCGGAGUUCUCGCCGGAAAAUAUAAUUUGGUAGGAGCUCCCGGUUAAAUCCUCCGUUACAUCGGCAAACCUCUCCAGAAAAACCUUGUAAGUCCAUUUUGCUUCCUAAUUGAAACCCCAAAUACAGCUUAUAAAACUGAUUGAAACCCUAAAAUGCGGAAUUUUCGCCAGAAAGUAAUCUGGUCGGAACUUCCCGUUGAAGUCCUCCGUUCUAUCGCCAUCCACCUCAAGGGAAACCGCAAAGACGUGCAAAACUUCCGAUCAGUUUGUAAGAAAUGGCGGCGAGCCACCGCUAUCUCCGCCCUCUUGCCUUUCGUCAUGGGUUCCGAAACUCUGUUUUCUUCCUCCGUUUAUCUCAUCCGCCCUCCUGUUUCCGGCACACCGUGGAUUGUCGCUUCUGUGGAAAUUACCAAAGGGGAAUUCGAACUCUGCAAUCCUCUCUCCGGUGAGCCUCUCUUUGAUAUUCCUGAGAAUUUUACCUUAGAUCGGUUUCAACCUCGUCGUCUUUCUGUUGAUUACCAUAUGGCUGAUGAAGAGGAAAUGAAUGAUUGUUCGAGGGCACUUUCAUAUCAUGAGAAAGUGUUGCUUUUUUUCAAGGAUCGGAGUAUUCCGUCCAUGGUUGAUGAUGGUUCUUUGUUGGUUUUAUUUAGAGGGGGUCAAUUAGGUGGGUCUCCACCAGUUAAGCCGGAGUAUCAGUAUGGAACGGAACUUCCAUGGUUUGACAUAUCAUAUGGUUCACUUGACAAAUUUGAUGAUAUUCUGAGUUUUAGGGGUGUAAUUUAUGCAUUGGAUAGACUUGGGAAGUUGUACAGGAUGUUUACUGAUCAGUUUGCAGUACUUAAAACCUUAGUUGAAAAGCCGGUGAUUAAGCCGGAUUGCGUAAACAAGGGGUGGGGGAAACGUUUGGUGGGAUCAUCAAAAUCUGGGGAUUUGUUUAUGAUUAUGCGGAUCAAUGAAAUGGUUAAAGUUUUCAAGUUGUGUAAGGUUCAUAACAAGAAGUCAUGGAGUUGGGUUAAGGUUAAGAGUUUUGGGGAUGAUCCUAUGGUGUUGUUUGUUUCGAAAGUUUACAGCUUCUUUGUUUCAGCUGCUGAAUUCCCUGGUUUCGGAUUUGACAACUACAUUGUCUUCUCCAAUGACGCCUUCCAUCCCUAUAGUAAACCUAAUGAAUCCAAGUUUUCUAAAGAAAAUAUUCAGAUUUUCUGGUUAGGAGGACAUAUUUUCAUGCCUAUUGCGGAUUUCAAACCAAUUGCAGAUUUCCUGAAAUCUGGCCUUUUUUCUGUGCCGGAAUGGGCCUUGCAGGCUCAAUCAUCUCCAUCUCCGCCACAUUAUCAAAGUAAUCCUGAGGAAGAUGAAAUGAUGGAAUCAGAUGCAACCAAUCAAAAUGGUGCAUCUUCACAAACUCAUGGCUCAGCUCCCUCAAAUACACCUAAAUCUGAGAAACAGAACACUAAAAUCCAUUCAACCUCGGCAACUCAAGGGAAAUCUUCAUCCCAUUUGCCUGUUUCUGAGAUUCAGCACAAAAAAGCACCAGAUAUCUCAGAAAAUAAAGUUUCUAUCGCGGACUUUCCACCUGUUAUUUCUUCAGUACUGGCUUGUGAACCAAACAUCGGGCUUCAAGGUUUAGAAUCUCUGGGUAUCAGGCCCAAUCUAUUGCCAACUUUGCAAAUGAUUUGGAACAAGCAUGGGAACCUUAUUGGAGAAAAAACCGUGCGCAGCAAAGUCAUGUUAACCCUUACCUUAGAAUCACUAGCAAAUAUCAUAAUAUUUCUCCAAAAGACUACACUGAGGACAUUGACUGAUUCCUUAGCUCAGGAACUCGCAUCCAAUCUGCAUGACCUUCAAUGUGUAGGCUUAAAGGUAGACUGGUUAGUUGCUUUUGUUGAGUGGGUUCUGACACUGCAUAAAAGUAAGCCUCUGAUUGAGUCUAUAAUGGCUAUUAACAAGUCAAAAGCUCAAAUUGAUGAAAAGGAAAGAGAGUUCCUUGCUCGUAGUGCUAAAGUGAAGCAAGAACUUGAUGAGAAAAAAGCUUGUUUGUCCGCCAAACUUCCAUUUCCGGAACCAAUAGAUCUUGAUCAGUGUCUGGGAGAGGGACUUCUCUGAUUUGUAAAUGCAAUUUGCUGUGUAGUACGUCUUCUGACAGUCCUUGUGUUUGUUUUAGGAAUAUGUUAUGUUUUAGGAAUAUGUUAUGUUUUAGGAAUAUGGUAUGUUUUAGGAAUGUCUUGAUCCUUUUUAUUAUGGAAAAAUGCAGGAAUUAUGAAGAAAUGCAGGAAUUUUGAGACUUUUAGUCUAAUUUGUCAUAUGCUUUUAUGAAUGCCUUUAUCAUUUUUA
Messenger RNA from Spinacia oleracea (spinach), 2429 nucleotides. RefSeq lists its product as uncharacterized. Gene Ontology annotation, molecular function: protein binding. The record is from RefSeq and is a predicted model, not a curated record. Bases 255 to 2201 code for a protein of 648 amino acids. NCBI's taxonomy places the organism in Eukaryota, Viridiplantae, Streptophyta, Magnoliopsida, Caryophyllales, Amaranthaceae. The transcript is spliced from 4 exons.